This is a messenger RNA of Cryptomeria japonica (Japanese cedar), 1915 nucleotides long. RefSeq lists its product as uncharacterized. Bases 657 to 1565 code for a protein of 302 amino acids. The transcript is spliced from 5 exons. The record is from RefSeq and is a predicted model, not a curated record. Lineage: Eukaryota; Viridiplantae; Streptophyta; Pinopsida; Cupressales; Cupressaceae.
UUGGAACAUCAUUACUACUGUGAUAAAUUGAAAGGUGACCCACAAAUACUAGAGCUAACACCUCAAAUUCCAACAUUUUGUCGCACCCUUUGCUCUCUUUAACAAACUUGGAAAGUGACGAGGGACCCAAUUUUAAGUUGGCUUGAAACAUCAAAAUGAUCGAUCGGUGGGCUUUGGAAAACCAGUCCCACUUCAGAUUUGACAAAAUUUAAAAAUGGAGAAAAACAAAGAGGAUAUAGGUAGCUUAUAUAACAUAUUUCCCAGUGCUGGAAAGCAUUAUAAUAAUACGCCGUGUGUCGCGGUCAAAAUGGCAGUUUCACCUUUCACCUUUCAGGUUUGGUUUGCGUUCCUUCUUCACUUGCUUCAUCUUAGCCAUCCAUGAGGCCCGCUCUAUGAUCCGAACCGUCGGUUCUCUGGCGGGCAAUUCUUUCGGUUAAAAUGAAGUACUUUGGAUGAACGAGGAAGCGAUGGAUUCCGUUGUUGAAUGGCAGGAGUUGUGGACUGUCGCAUAGCAGCACUUCAAUCGAAGAAAUUUAAAAAAGGGGAAGCGCUCGUAUGCAGAGACUGGCCGGGCGGAAAGAAGAGAGGAGAAGAUGAUUUGAGAUUUGGUGCAGCAAUGCUGGUGCUCUUCAAAGCGUUCAAGGGUUGGUAUUGAGAUGGGAAAUGCGGCGUCCAAUGUGGCUGCCAAGUUUGCUUUUUUCCCGCCGCAGCCUCCUACUUACAGUCUUAAUGGUGAGGGCGCCAAUGCAAGGAUUGUGCUGGGCAGGAUGGGGAGUAUUACCAAGAACAAGAACUACACCAAGAACAAUAGCCAGAAUAAGAACCCCCGCGUUCAUGUUCUGGACACCAAGCGCGGCAACAGCAUUGUGGCCAUGUAUUGGCGUCAUCCUUAUGCCAAGUUUACGCUCCUUUAUUCGCACGGCAAUGCUGCUGAUUUAGGGCAGAUGUAUGAUUUGUUUCUGCAGCUCAGGAAGCAUCUCCGCGUCAAUUUGAUGGGCUAUGAUUACUCUGGAUAUGGAGCUUCUACGGGUAAGGCGACAGAAUACAACACAUAUUCAGACAUUGAAGCAGUGUACCAAUGUUUGGAAACAGAGUAUGGAUUGAAGCAGGAGGAUUUGAUUUUAUAUGGACAGUCUGUUGGUAGUGGACCCACAUUGCACCUGGCAACUCGCUUGCCACAAGUUAAAGCUGUUGUUCUUCAUAGUGCUAUACUCUCAGGCCUUCGUGUACUAUACCCUAUCAAAAUCACCUUCUGGUUUGAUAUCUACAAAAAUAUAGACAAGAUUCGACAUGUGAAAUGUCCCGUCCUUGUCAUUCAUGGAACAGCUGAUAAUGUAGUUGACUGGGCACAUGGAAAGACACUAUGGGAGCUAAGCAAAGAAAGAUAUGAUCCUUUGUGGAUAAAAGGUGGUGGCCACUGCAAUUUGGAGCUGUACCCUGAGUAUAUACAACAUAUGCGAAAAUUUAUCAAAGCAAUGGAGAAUGUAGAGACAGAAACUAAUCAAGAACAUGACCAGCAAAAACAGCAGCGUUCAAAAUGUGUCAUGUGCUUGAAGUGUAGAUAAACACCUGUAGUUUGUUCUCUUCUGAAUCAAAAGAAAGACAAAUUAAAGGAAAAAAAGACAAAUCUGUCCAUUUCUUUUUUUUCUGUCUCAUAAUUGCUAGGACUAGAGGAUUUGUUUCCAAUUUCUAAUACAAGAGAAUAAACCUAUGGCUCAGAUGCAUUCCAUUGUUUAAUUUGGAAUGUGCAAGAUGUAAAAAUGCAUAUAGACAUCACUUGUUUUACAUGAAUUUCACACCUUGAUGGACGGAUGAGUUUUUCUUUCAGAUUCUGUAUGCUUACUAAAUUGUACUAGUAAUUUUGGAAUCCUCAAACGGACGAAUAUAAGUUCUCCAAGAGAAUGAAAUAUUUACA